UUGUUUUUGUUAUUCAUUGCUUCAAACACCAAAUAACAAAGAAAUAAAAGUAGACAAAUCAAUCAAUCAUUAAAGUCCUUUGUCUCUCGGUGUUCAUAUAGAGGGACAGAGGAAAUGUUCAAAGGAAUGAAAUUUGUCAUGCAUUGUUCUUGAAAACAUGAAGCGAAACAAGAAAGAAAAAAUAAAAUAAAAUAAAAUAAAAAACCUUUAGAAGUGUCAUUCUUUGAUAGAGAAAAUCACAAAGAAAUAUACUUGGUUUGAAAGAGAAAAAAAAAGUUGCAAGAGGUGUUUAAUUGUAAAAGAGAAUUAAGGAAGUUAGAGGAAUGUGGUUACAAAAGAAUCCAUGGGACAAGAAGGAUGGGGUGAAUGGAAUAGUGGCAGUGGCAAUAGAUACAGAUAAAGGGAGUCAAAAUGCACUUAAAUGGGCUAUUGAUCAUCUCCUCACAAAAGGUUCAACUGUUGUUCUCAUCCAUGUCAAUGUUAAAACACCAUCUUCUAUUGCCACUCCAAAAGCAGGGAUGAAUAGUCUUAUUGAUCAGUGUUCAAUGUUGUGCAAAGAUCCUGAUGAUCAAACCAAAGAAAUUUUCCGUCCAUAUCGUGUCUUUUGUGCACGAAAAGAUAUACAAUGCAAGGACAUUGUAUUAGAACAUGGAGAUGUAUCCAAAGCUUUAAUUGAAUAUACUUCUCAAUCAGCAAUUGAGCAUUUGGUUAUAGGCUCUUCAUCCAAAAGUAGUUUUCUCAAGUAUUCCUCUGCCUCCCUUUUUCAUCCCAUCAGAAAAUUCAAGGUAGUAGAUAUUCCAGGAACAGUAUCAAAAGGUGCACCAGAUUUUUGUACAGUAUAUAUUGUUGCUAAAGGAAAAAUUCAUUCCAUGAGAUCUGCUUCAAGAACUGCUCCUGCAUUUUCCCCUUUACAAACUCAACUUAGUCAAGCUAGUUCAAGAUCAGACCAAUCAGACCAUCGUUUGCCACUGGCUAAUAGUGUUAGAGCAAAUGAGAGAAGGUCAUUUGAAGGACCCCGUAGAUCACAAGAAGGGACAGAAUCAUUCAGGUCACCAUUCACUAGGAAACGUCCAGAUGACAAGUCAUAUGGAGACCUUUCUAUGCAAGAUACUGACAUAACCUUUAUAAGCUCAGGAAGACCAAGUACAGAUCGUUUGUUUCCUUCCAUGUAUAACAACAACAAUAACUCAGAGUCAAGCUUUUCAAACCCUAGACUAUCAUAUAGCUCAGAUACAGAUGGAAAUCUUAGCUAUAGCUUUGAAUCAAUGCAUUAUGGAAGAAGGUCUAUUGAUAUUGGCACUCCUGAUUUCUCAUCUUUCUCACAUGACAGUGAUGGACUAUCUUCUUGUGCAUCACAAAAUAUGGAUGAUGUUGAAGCUGAAAUGAGGAGACUGAAGUUGGAGCUAAAGCAAACAAUGGAAAUGUAUAGCACAGCUUGUAAAGAAGCACUCACAGCACAACAAAAGGCGGUUGAACUCCAACGUUGGAAAAUAGAUGAAGAGAGAAGAUUGGAGGAAGCAAGGAUGGCUGAAGAAAAUGCAUUGGCUAUAGCAGAAAAGGAAAAGGCAAAAUCAAAAGCAGCCAUGGAGGCUGCUGAAGCACAAAAGAGGAUUGCAGAACUUGAAGCACAGAAGAGAAUAAAUGCAGAAAUGAAAGCUCUAAGAGAAGCAGAAGAGAAAAGAAAAGUAGUUGAUGCUUUGACAAAUAACGAUGUGAGGUAUAGAAGGUAUGCGAUCGAGGAGAUUGAGGCUGCGACGAAUUUUUUCGCCGAGUCUCUUAAGAUUGGAGAAGGAGGUUAUGGUCCUGUUUAUAAAUGUCUUCUGGACCAUACACCAGUUGCUGUUAAGGUUCUUCGUCCCGAUGCAGCACAAGGAAGGUCGCAAUUUCAACGAGAGGUUGAGGUAUUGAGUUGCAUUAGGCAUCCAAACAUGGUUCUCCUCCUAGGAGCCUGUCCGGAGUAUGGCUGCCUCGUUUACGAGCACAUGGCGAAUGGAAGUUUAGAUGAUUGUCUCUUUUGUAGAGGAGACUCUCCACCAUUACCUUGGCAGUUAAGGUUCAAAAUUGCAGCUGAAAUUGGAACUGGCUUAUUAUUCCUCCACCAAACAAAACCUGAGCCAUUAGUCCAUAGAGACCUUAAACCAGCAAACAUCUUACUUGACAGAAACUAUGUUGCUAAAAUCAGUGAUGUUGGUUUGGCAAGACUAGUACCUCCGUCGGUAGCUGACAACGUGACGCAAUACCGAAUGACAUCGGCUGCCGGAACAUUCUGUUACAUUGAUCCUGAGUAUCAACAGACAGGAAUGUUGGGAGUGAAAUCUGAUAUUUACUCACUUGGGAUAAUUUUCUUGCAAAUUUUGACAGCAAGACCACCAAUGGGAUUAACACAUCAUGUUGGUAAAUCAAUUGAGAAGGGAACAUUUGGUGAGAUGUUGGAUCCAAGAUUGACAGAUUGGCCAGUUGAAGAGGCUUUGGGAUUUGCAGAGAUGGCUAUAAAGUGUGCUGAGUUAAGGAGGAAAGAUAGACCUGAUCUUGGUAAAGAGGUUAUGCCAGAACUUAAUAGGUUAAGAGAACUUGCUGAAAAUAAUGAUAAUCAUUCAUUGUUUAGUGGUUUUAUUAGUCCUUCCACUCAGAGCCAAGUCUCUCUUCAGAUGGAUGGAUCAAGUUCUCCACUUCCUUAUUCUGGGGACAGCACAAGAAAUACAUCAAGCCCCCUAUGAUAGGUCAAGACAAGAACUAUCCAAGUGUAAAGUAUACUUAGGUUAAUUGAUAUGUAUGUAUGUAUUGUAAUGUAUAUAGCAUGCCUUCAUUACUCAAUUUGUGCAUGUGAAUUGAUUUUAUUUAUUUUUUUCAUUAAUUUAGAUUGCAAAAGCAAUAUAGUCAUAGUCUAAGAAUGUUCAGUCAAGUUACACCAAGUCUCUUUAGGGAUUGACUGCCUGUAUAUUUGGGAUAUUUGAAGCCAACCAUGUUACAUUGUAUGUUUGUUAACAUACUAUAACAGUAAAAAAAAUGUACUAUAGUUCUCUCCCUCCCUCUACAUUUUUUAGAUUAGGUUGGGGAAUGAAAAUAGAGACCGAAUAUCCACUUUGUGCCAUUAUGCUACAGACCUUAUGGCAACCUGCUAUGUUUGUGAUGAAA
This is a messenger RNA of Cicer arietinum (chickpea), 3135 nucleotides long. RefSeq names its product U-box domain-containing protein 52-like. Lineage: Eukaryota; Viridiplantae; Streptophyta; Magnoliopsida; Fabales; Fabaceae. Gene Ontology annotation, molecular function: protein kinase activity; ATP binding. The record is from RefSeq and is a predicted model, not a curated record. Gene Ontology annotation, biological process: protein phosphorylation.